Messenger RNA from Mycotypha africana, 2706 nucleotides. RefSeq lists its product as uncharacterized. The record is from RefSeq and is a predicted model, not a curated record. Gene Ontology annotation, biological process: regulation of gene expression. Lineage: Eukaryota; Fungi; Mucoromycota; Mucoromycetes; Mucorales; Mycotyphaceae. The transcript has 2 exons. Gene Ontology annotation, molecular function: protein binding; RNA polymerase II cis-regulatory region sequence-specific DNA binding; chromatin DNA binding. The coding region runs from base 1 to 2706 and encodes 901 amino acids.
AUGACAUUGAUAGGCAAUCUAGCGGAGAUGAUGGCGGAUUGGGAAAGAGCGAUGAAUUCAUAUAAAUCGGCUCUACGACAUAAUCCUUACUCUAUACCAGCAUUAUCUCAUAUUGCCUCCUUAUGUAGAGGAAGAGAAAUGUUUGCAAAGGCUGUAGAAUACUUUAAACGUAUUCUAGCCAUACAGGAGAAAAACGGCGAAACAUGGAGCGCACUGGGACAUUGUUACUUGAUGAUGGAUAACUUGCAAGAAGCCUACCAAGCUUAUCAACAAGCUUUAUAUCAUUUACAAAAUCCCAAUGAUCCCAAAUUAUGGUACGGCAUCGGUAUUCUUUACGACCGUUAUGGUUCUAUUGAGCAUGCCGAAGAGGCAUUUUCAGCUGUCAUGAGAAUGGAUCCUCAAUUUGAAAAGGCCAAUGAAGUGUAUUUCAGACUAGGCAUUAUCUAUAAGCAGCAACAGAAGUAUGAUUUAUCAUUACAGUGCUUUCGUUAUAUUUUGCAUAAUCCUCCUAAACCUUUGACAGAAAUCGACAUCUGGUUUCAGACAGGACAUGUGUAUGAACAACAAAAGGAAUAUGAAUCAGCAAAAGAAGCGUAUGAACGUGUAUUAACCGAAAACGCAGAUCAUGCUAAAGUACUUCAGCAAUUGGGUUGGCUGUAUCAUCAGCAAAACACGUCCUUUUCAAACCAAUCCACAGCUAUUCAGUACUUGACAAGAUCCCUGAAAGCAGACAGUACAGAUGCACAAUCGUGGUAUCUUUUGGGAAGAUGUUAUAUGGUCGAGCAAAACUACAACAAAGCGUAUGAAGCCUAUCAACAAGCCGUUUACCGUGAUGCACGUAAUCCUACGUUUUGGUGUUCGAUUGGUGUAUUGUAUUAUCAAAUCAAUCAAUAUAGAGAUGCUUUGGAUGCUUAUAGUCGUGCUAUCCGACUGAAUCCUUACAUCAGCGAGGUAUGGUAUGACUUGGGAACAUUGUACGAAUCAUGCAACAACCAAGUGCAAGACGCCUUGGAUGCCUACCAAAGAGCGGCCGAGUUGGAUCCAUCCAAUCCUCAUAUUCGACAGAGGUUAGAAUUGUUACGAAAAUCGAGUGCCAAUCAGCAUGGUCAUGGAGCGUCCGCUGCUACUACGAAUGUGGCAACUACCCCCGUACCACAAGAUGUUCAUAAUCCAUAUCAGUAUCAAACCAAUAGCUCCCGUGGGCAGCCCCCUCAUCCAUCUCAGCCACCACCACCACCACCACCACCAGCAUCAGCAUCAGCGCCUGUACCACCACACCCUCCAACGAGUGGGGCUGCAGCCCAUCCAUCGGCUGCUGCAGCUCCUCCUCCUCCUCCUCUUCCUCCAUCGUCAUCCACACAGGGAAACUAUCUACAUCAACAACCUCCUCCGUCGUUGCCGCCUCAUUCCUCACAGCAACCACCGAUCACUCGUGAUUUACCUUUAUUACCACCCAAUCACCACCGUCCAAAGUCUCCCGUUUUAUCACCUUAUCAACACAACACAAACUCACCUCAUCCUUAUCGACAGUCCUCCCCUCGUCUGAAUCAGAGUCAUAGCAGUAGUAGUCACGGACCGAUGAGGGACGUUCGUAUACCGGAUAUAUUGAACAAUGGGAGCCCAUUCCAUCACAACAACAGAGCGCCAACACCUUCAGACCGUCCUGUAUUGAAUCCCAUGCGCCACUACGAUAACAGCAACAACAACAACAACAACAACAACAGUAGUAGUCAUCAUGCGAAUACGAACAGCAAUCGGUCUUCACCCAUGUUUCAACAUCCUUCACCUUUAACAGCUCCUCAGAACAACAAAAUGCCCUUCAUUGCUCGCUCCCCUGUGCCUACCAAAUCAUCACCAAGGACUCCGGCACGCGCCCCGCCAUUCACCGUAUCAGGAUCCACAGCCACAGCCACAGCAGCACCAGCACCAGCACCAGCACCAGCAUCCUUACCUCCUCCUCCUCCUUCUCAUCAUGGCCCUCCCUACCCUUAUUAUCAACAUCAGCCACCCUAUUCACCGCGUGCUCCUCCUCCUCCUCCACCACCGCCUUCGAAUUAUACCUAUGACACCACCUCUUCACCACGUACUACACCCACGAGCCAUCCAUCGACGGCCGCUCACCCCAAUGAACCGUUGAGAAGAACUUCUAUUUUAUUUGAUCCUCAUCACGAUGCCAUGACCCAACCCACUGCUUCCCCGAGAAUGAUCACCACCAGUAGGCCCACAUCCACACCCACGCCCACGCUAGCACCUGCACCCGCACCCGCACCCGCAACAUCAGCGCCAGGACCUACUCCUCCACCUCCGCCCUCCACCGCUUUCAAACGUGAACUCCCUUUGCCUUAUCAACCACAUCAAAGACAGGGUUCUACUACGUCUUCUACAUCUAUACCUUCCAUCAUCCAACCCACCCACCACCACCACCACCCUAACAAUAAAAGUAUGACAAGUCCUAUUGAAACCAGUGCAGCAGAUACUUUAAUGAGCAUGUCUCAACAAAAAUCAGGAGCCACUCCUUCUUUGUCAUCUACCUCGUCUUCCUCAAAGCGAUUAUUAUUAGAAAUGGCAGAUGAUGAUGACGAUCAGCAGCAGCAACAGCAGCAGCAGCAGCAACAAGAAAUGAUAAAAAAGCCACGCUUAUCCACCGCAUCCGACAAUAGUAAUAAUAGUGCUAAAAAUGGCAGCUUGGCUGUCUUGACCACUUGA